GCAGCCUCAGCCCAUGGCAGUGCCCACGGUCAGGCUCAGGAAUGGCGUCGAACAUCCGCUGAUCGGCUAUGGCACGUACAAGAUCGGGUUUGUCCCCGCCAGUUCCAACAGCGCGUCGGAGCCAGGGCACUCACCCGACCAGGACCCAGCCGACAUCAUCAAAGACGCGCUCGCGUGCGGGUACAGGUACAUCGACUGUGCUCAGUUCUAUGGGAACGAGAAGCUGGUGGGGAAGGCGAUCAGCGAGAGCAAGGUGCCCCGAGCGGAACUGUUCCUGGUGUCCAAGGUGUGGGGAGACAAGAUGUAUGAGGGGAGGGAGGCUAUCCUUCGGCAGCUCGACCAGACGCUCGAGGACUUGGGGACUGACUACCUCGAUAUCUAUCUCGUGCACUGGCCUGUCCCGGGGAAGCAUGUGGCGGCAUACCAGGUGCUAGAGGAAGCGCUGGGUGCGGGAAAGAUCCGGGCGAUCGGGAUCAGCAACUACACGAGGGAGGACUAUGAGGAGCUCAAGGCCGUGGCUCGAGUGCCUCCUGUGGUGAACCAGAUCGAAGUGAACCCUUUCCUGUGGAGGAGGAAGACGUACGAUUACUUCAUGGGGGAGGGGGUGGUCCUCCAAAGCUACCGGGCACUGCGGCAGGGGAAGGAGAUGGGCAACCCCUGCGUCGCUGAGGUCGCCAAGAAGCACGGGAGGACAGCAGCGCAGCAGAUCCUAGGGAGAUGGUGCGUGCAAAGGAACAUCGUGCUAGUUGCCAAGACAGUUCACAAGGAGAGGAUGAAGGAGAACAUGGCCGUGUUCGACUUCCAGCUGGACGAGGAGGACAUGAAGAGGCUAGACGGUCUCACGACCCCCGAGAGUCUGGCGGAGUUCAAGGCGCUGUACGACAAGUGCGUGGUAAGGGACACUCCCCUUGCAGCUCUAGAGCCCUCGGAGCAGGGAGUCAAGAAGGAGGUCCUGCUGGACUAG
Guillardia theta CCMP2712 is the source of this 964-nucleotide messenger RNA. RefSeq lists its product as hypothetical. Lineage: Eukaryota; Cryptophyceae; Pyrenomonadales; Geminigeraceae. Gene Ontology annotation, molecular function: oxidoreductase activity. Bases 14 to 964 code for a protein of 316 amino acids. The transcript has 5 exons. The record is from RefSeq and is a predicted model, not a curated record.